AAGAUAGCUCUGGAUUUCACUCCCUCUGCUGGCCGCUGCAAUAAAAAACUCUUAUCUUCAUCUCUUCUCAGUUCUCACUCGUCACUCGAGAGGGAGGAAAAGAGAAAAGAGCAAGCGACUGAGCGAGCGAUAGAAGAACAGAAGAAAAAUAGAAAAGGGAGAAGAAGAUGGCCGCGAUACCGGGGAUUGGUCUCUCAUGGCGGUCAAAGGUCUCUCAGAGACCCUCUUUGAACCCACCUCGAUCUUCGCCUCGUCGCGCCUCUUCUCAAAUUAAAGUGGCACUUUCGGUUGAGAAGAAGACUUUCACGCUUCAGAAGUCUGAAGAAAUCUUUACUGCCGCCAAGGAUUUGAUGCCUGGAGGUGUAAAUUCUCCUGUCCGUGCUUUCAAAUCAGUUGGUGGACAACCCAUUGUGAUCGAUUCUGUGAAGGGUUCUCACAUGUGGGACGUUGACGGUAACGAGUACAUUGACUAUGUUGGUUCAUGGGGUCCAGCAAUCAUAGGUCAUGCAGAUGACGAGGUGCUUGCAGCCUUGGCUGAGACAAUGAAGAAAGGAACAAGCUUCGGUGCUCCAUGUAUUCUAGAGAAUGUGCUGGCAGAAAUGGUGAUAUCAGCUGUUCCUAGCAUUGAGAUGGUGCGGUUUGUAAACUCAGGCACAGAAGCCUGCAUGGGUGUGCUCCGCCUAGCCCGUGCCUUCACUGGGAGGCCGAAGGUGAUAAAAUUCGAGGGUUGCUACCAUGGCCAUGCUGACCCAUUCCUUGUCAAAGCUGGCAGUGGAGUCGCAACCCUUGGGCUCCCUGACUCCCCUGGGGUCCCAAAAGCUGCUACCAUUGAUACCCUUACAUCUCCUUAUAAUGACGUCGUAACAGUGGAAAAGCUUUUUGAGACCCACAAAGGAGAAAUUGCUGCUGUUAUCCUUGAACCAGUAGUUGGAAAUUCUGGCUUCAUUACUCCCAAGCCUGAUUUCUUAAAUGCCCUUAGACAGAUAACAAAAGAAAAUGGUGCUCUCCUAAUAUUCGAUGAGGUAAUGACUGGAUUCCGUUUGGCUUAUGGUGGAGCUCAGGAGUAUUUUGGCAUAACUCCUGAUCUAACAACACUUGGGAAGAUUAUUGGAGGCGGCCUGCCUGUCGGUGCUUAUGGAGGGAGAAGGGAGAUUAUGGAAAUUGUGGCGCCAUCAGGGCCCAUGUACCAAGCAGGGACCUUGAGUGGGAAUCCAUUGGCAAUGACAGCUGGCAUCCACACACUUGAGCGGUUGAAGGAACCUGGAAGUUAUGAAUACUUGGAUAAGAUCACAGGAGAGCUCAUUCAGGGAAUUUUAGAUGCUGGUAAGAGAGCUGGGCAUGAGUUAUGCGGUGGACAUAUUAGUGGGAUGUUUGGUUUCUUCUUCACAGAAGGGCCGAUCUACAGUUUUGGGGAUGCAAAGAAGAGCGACACGGCAAAGUUUGCUAGGUUUUAUAGGGGAAUGUUGGAGGAAGGCGUGUACUUUGCUCCAUCACAGUUUGAGGCUGGAUUUACAAGCUUGGCUCAUACCUCUGAUGAUAUUCAACGGACUGUAGCUGCAGCUGAGAAGGUCUUCCAGCGGAUUUAGACAUUUAACUCCGCACUUUGCCCUCUUUAACUGAGAGCUGUUUCUUUGUCUUUUUUUGGUAGAAAUUGAGUUAUUUCUUCUGUAGCUUAGUUGUAACCUUUUCUGUAUCAUUCUAUCGUUUGUUUUACGGAUAGCGAGUGUAUGAGGCGGUUGCAUUCUGCAAGAUUAUAUGCACAACUGUUUUUAUAUAAAUCUGAGGCAAGUACUUGUUUGUUUA
Messenger RNA from Nelumbo nucifera (sacred lotus), 1803 nucleotides. RefSeq names its product glutamate-1-semialdehyde 2,1-aminomutase, chloroplastic-like. The record is from RefSeq and is a predicted model, not a curated record. NCBI's taxonomy places the organism in Eukaryota, Viridiplantae, Streptophyta, Magnoliopsida, Proteales, Nelumbonaceae. Gene Ontology annotation, molecular function: transaminase activity; glutamate-1-semialdehyde 2,1-aminomutase activity; pyridoxal phosphate binding. Gene Ontology annotation, cellular component: chloroplast. Gene Ontology annotation, biological process: tetrapyrrole biosynthetic process.